Molecule: messenger RNA, 2462 nt
Organism: Carlito syrichta (Philippine tarsier)
Lineage: Eukaryota; Metazoa; Chordata; Mammalia; Primates; Tarsiidae
Product: metabotropic glutamate receptor 3
Exons: 4
Coding region: 137-2176 (679 amino acids)
Biological process (GO): G protein-coupled glutamate receptor signaling pathway; regulation of synaptic transmission, glutamatergic
Cellular component (GO): membrane
Molecular function (GO): group II metabotropic glutamate receptor activity
Source: RefSeq, a predicted model, not a curated record
CCAGGUGGCAAACCUGCUCCGGCUCUUCCAGAUCCCUCAGAUCAGUUACGCGUCCACCAGCGCCAAACUCAGCGACAAGUCGCGCUAUGAUUACUUUGCCAGGACCGUGCCCCCCGACUUCUACCAGGCCAAGGCCAUGGCCGAGAUCUUGCGCUUCUUCAACUGGACCUACGUGUCCACCGUGGCCUCGGAGGGUGACUACGGGGAGACCGGGAUCGAGGCCUUCGAGCAGGAGGCGCGCCUGCGCAACAUCUGCAUCGCCACGGCCGAGAAGGUGGGGCGCUCCAACAUCCGCAAGUCCUACGACAGCGUGAUCCGCGAGCUGCUGCAGAAGCCCAACGCGCGCGUGGUGGUCCUCUUCAUGCGCAGCGACGACUCGCGCGAGCUCAUCGCCGCCGCCAGCCGCGCCAACGCCUCCUUCACCUGGGUGGCCAGCGACGGCUGGGGCGCACAGGAGAGCAUCGUCAAGGGCAGCGAGCACGUGGCCUACGGCGCCAUCACCCUGGAGCUGGCCUCGCAGCCCGUGCGCCAGUUCGACCGCUACUUCCAGAGUCUCAAUCCCUACAACAACCACCGCAACCCCUGGUUCCGGGACUUCUGGGAGCAGAAAUUCCAGUGCAGCCUCCAGAACAAGCGGAACCACAGGCGCGUUUGCGACAAGCACCUGGCCAUUGACAGCACCAACUAUGAGCAGGAAUCCAAGAUCAUGUUUGUGGUGAAUGCGGUGUAUGCCAUGGCCCACGCCCUGCACAAAAUGCAGCGCACCCUCUGCCCCAACACCACCAAGCUUUGUGAUGCCAUGAAGAUCUUGGAUGGGAAGAAGCUGUACAAGGAUUACCUGCUGAAAAUCAACUUCACGGCGCCAUUCAACCCAAAUAAAGGUGCAGAUAGCAUCGUCAAGUUUGACACUUUUGGAGAUGGAAUGGGGCGAUACAACGUGUUCAAUUUCCAGUAUGUGGGUGGAAAGUAUUCCUACUUGAAGGUUGGUCACUGGGCAGAAAUCUUAUCACUAGAUGUCGACUCUAUCCACUGGUCCCGAAACUCAGUCCCCACUUCCCAGUGCAGCGACCCCUGUGCCCCCAACGAAAUGAAGAACAUGCAACCGGGGGAUGUCUGCUGCUGGAUUUGCAUCCCCUGCGAGCCCUACGAAUACCUGGUUGAUGAGUUUACCUGUAUGGACUGUGGGCCUGGGCAGUGGCCCACUGCAGACCUAACUGGAUGCUAUGAUCUUCCUGAGGACUACAUCAGAUGGGAAGAUGCCUGGGCCAUUGGCCCUGUCACUAUUGCCUGUCUGGGUUUUAUGUGUACAUGCGUGGUUGUAACUGUUUUUAUCAAGCACAACAACACACCCCUGGUCAAAGCAUCGGGCCGGGAACUCUGCUACAUCUUGUUGUUUGGGGUUGGAAUGUCAUAUUGCAUGACGUUCUUCUUCAUUGCCAAGCCGUCACCAGUCAUCUGUGCACUGCGCCGACUCGGGCUGGGGACCUCCUUUGCUAUCUGUUACUCAGCCCUGCUGACCAAGACCAACUGCAUCGCCCGCAUCUUCAAUGGAGUCAAGAAUGGCGCCCAGAGGCCAAAAUUCAUCAGCCCCAGUUCUCAGGUUUUCAUCUGCCUGGGUCUGAUACUGGUGCAAAUUGUGGUGGUGUCUGUGUGGCUCAUCCUGGAGACUCCAGGCACCAGGAGGCAUACACUUGCAGAAAAGCGGGAAACAGUCAUCUUAAAAUGCAAUGUCAGAGAUUCCAGCAUGUUGAUCUCUCUUACCUAUGAUGUGAUCCUGGUUAUCUUAUGCACUGUGUAUGCCUUCAAAACGCGGAAGUGCCCAGAAAAUUUCAACGAAGCCAAGUUCAUAGGCUUUACCAUGUACACCACGUGCAUCAUCUGGUUAGCCUUUCUCCCUAUAUUCUAUGUAACAUCGAGUGACUACAGAGUGCAGACGACAACCAUGUGCAUCUCUGUCAGCCUGAGUGGCUUCGUGGUCCUGGGCUGUCUGUUUGCACCCAAAGUGCACAUCAUCCUGUUCCAACCCCAGAAGAAUGUGGUCACACACCGGCUGCAUCUCAACAGGUUCAGUGUCAGUGGAACUGGGACCACAUAUUCUCAGUCCUCUGCAAGCACGUAUGUCCCAACGGUGUGCAACGGGCGGGAAGUCCUCGACUCCACCACCUCAUCUCUGUGAUUGUGAAUUGCAGUUCAGUUCUCGUGUCUUUAGACUGUUAGACAAAAGUGCUCACGUGCAGCUCCAGAAUACGGAAACAGAGCAAAAGAACAACCCUAGUACCUUUUUUUAGAAACAGUACAAUAAAUUAUUUUUGAGGACUGUACACUGUAUAGUGAUGUGCUAGAACUUUCUAGGCUGAGUCUAGUGCCCCUAUUAUUAACAGUACCCCAGAACAUGGAAAUAACCAUUGUUUACAGAGCUGAACAUUGCUGACAGGUUCUGACAGGGUCAGUCUACUAAAAAA